This is a messenger RNA of Saitoella complicata NRRL Y-17804, 879 nucleotides long. Its product is annotated as Clavaminate synthase-like protein. NCBI's taxonomy places the organism in Eukaryota, Fungi, Ascomycota, Saitoellomycetes, Saitoellales, Saitoellaceae. Gene Ontology annotation, cellular component: cytoplasm; nucleus. Gene Ontology annotation, molecular function: histone H4R3 demethylase activity; sequence-specific DNA binding. The transcript has 3 exons. The coding region runs from base 26 to 754 and encodes 242 amino acids. The record is from RefSeq and is a predicted model, not a curated record. Gene Ontology annotation, biological process: negative regulation of gene expression; protein hydroxylation; positive regulation of translational termination.
CCCAGACAUAUUUCAGGAUGACUGGAUGAAUGAACAAGCAGUCAAUCGCAGAACGGACGAUUAUCGAUUCGUGUACCUUGGUGGUCCAAAUACGUACACCCCGCUCCAUCAUGAUGUCUAUCUCUCCUAUAGUUGGAGCGCCAGUAUUACCGGUACGAAAAGGUGGGUGUUCAUCCCUCCACAAUUCAAGGAGGCCCUUGAAAACUUCAACGGAGAAAUGCCGGCAGAUAUCUUUGAUCCCUGUUUGUCCGUGGCAAACCAUCCAGCUUUAGCGCAAAUGCGGGCAGCCGCUGUUGUUGUGGAACAGAAUUCUGGAGAAACGAUAUUCGUGCCGUCAGGCUGGUUUCACUCUGUCAGGAAUAUCACCACCUGUUUGAGCGUGAAUCACAACUGGUGUAACGCGACAAACAUAACAAUCAUGUACCAUGCUUUGGUCGAACAGGUUGCUGCAGGUGAAGCAGCAAUUGAUGAUCUGCGAGAUGUCGUGCCAUCCGAUGAAUUCUAUGACCUCGUGCAAAACAUGACCCGGGCAAAUUGGGGGAUGGCGUGGCAGGAGUUUUGGACGAUGGUAAGAUAUCACAUGAACAGACUACAACAUGCGACCGAAGGGUAUAUCAGCGACAAGUGGAUUAUCACGGAACAACACCGGCCAUCGCGUGAAUGGGAGGAUGGUCGUGUUACCAAAUUGAUGAAGGACUGGGCAGAAUAUAAAAACAAUGCGCAUACUCGCAACAUAAUAUUGGACAUUGCAUAGUUAAUCGGGGUAUAGCUUCCAACAAUGCGCCUAUCCUACCCUACACUAUCGUAACAACCGUCAUUUAUCAUCGUAUUCCCGCAUAAUUAAAGAAUGAAGAAUAGAAGUCAUGAUCUCUCAGACCC